GAGGUUUUUUUCUUAAUUUAGUUUGAUUAAAGCUUUUAAAGCAGAAACAUCGUUCUAGUAGUUUUUAUUUUGUUGUAUAUAUAAAUAUACAAAAAUGUUUCGUCCCAUUCCACGUGUCUUGUUUCGACAUAACGUGCCAAAAUGCAGAUUUAGCAGUCAAGUUCCUCCUAAGAUGCCUUACUUAACUAAAUUAACCGAUGAUGAAUUAAUGAUGAAGGAGAUGGUUCGAAAGUUCGCACAGGAAAAAAUUACUCCCUUAGUCUCAAAAAUGGACAACGAGGAUAAAUUGGAUGAUGGUCUCGUCAAGGCCUUGUUUGAGAAUGGUUUAAUGGGAAUAGAAAUUGCUGAAGAGUAUGGCGGUACAGGCUCAGGUUUUCUAACGACAAUUUUAGCAGUCGAAGAACUGGCUAAAGUAGAUGCUUCAGUAGCAGCUUUGGUCGAUAUUCAUAGUACACUGGUUACGGCGUUGUUUAACAAAUUAGGAACCAAAGCACAAAAAGAGAAGUAUUUACCCAAAUUAGCACAAGAGUACCCUGGAAGCUUUGGUUUAUCUGAGCCGUCUGCGGGAUCUGAUGCCUUUUCGUUAAAAACUGUAGCGAAAAAAGAUGGGAACCAUUACGUUUUAAAUGGAACCAAAUGCUGGAUAUCAAAUUCUGAUCUAUCAGGAGUAUUUUUAAUUAUGGCUAACGCUGAUCCUUCGAAAGGUUACAAAGGCAUCACAACUUUCAUCGUCGAACGUGAUAUGGAGGGAUUUAGUGUCGGUAAAAAGGAAUCGAAAUUGGGUAUUCGUGCAUCAGGUACGUGUACUCUCCAUCUCGACAAUGUUCGUGUUCCAGAGGAAAAUAUAUUAGGACAAUUCGGUCAUGGAUACAAAUAUGCGGCAGGCUUUCUCAAUGAAGGUCGAAUUGGUAUUGGGGCCCAGAUGAUAGGAAUUGCUCAAGGAGCUUUGGACGCCACAAUGCCGUAUUUGCUGGAACGUAAACAAUUUGGACAGGAUAUAUUUUCUUUUCAAGGCAUGCAAUACCAAGUUGCUAAUAUUGCUAUGCAACUUGAAGCAGCUCGUUUGCUUACAUAUAAUGCUGCUCGAAUGGUUGAAAAUGGAAAAGAAUUUGCAAAAGAAGCAGCAAUGGCUAAAUGUUUUGCUAGUGAAAUGGCACAACAAGCUACAAUCAAAUGCAUUGACUGGAUGGGAGGUGUUGGAUUUACAAAAGAUUUUCCCCAAGAGAAGUUCUAUCGUGAUGUGAAAAUUGGAGCAAUUUAUGAAGGCACAAACAACAUGCAACUCAGCACAAUUGCAAAAAUUUUAAGAAAAGAGUAUAUGUCUUAAAAAUAUGACUUGAAUUUGCUCUAUUGAAUUCGAUUAAUCUUCUAAAAAAAGUAUAAUUUCAGUGCAUUUAUCUUAUUUAUAAGUAUAAAUAAAGACGGUUUAUAAAAACA
Molecule: messenger RNA, 1437 nt
Organism: Culicoides brevitarsis
Lineage: Eukaryota; Metazoa; Arthropoda; Insecta; Diptera; Ceratopogonidae
Product: short/branched chain specific acyl-CoA dehydrogenase, mitochondrial-like
Exons: 1
Coding region: 95-1327 (410 amino acids)
Cellular component (GO): mitochondrion
Molecular function (GO): acyl-CoA dehydrogenase activity; flavin adenine dinucleotide binding
Source: RefSeq, a predicted model, not a curated record